UUAAAUUAAUAAAAGUGUCCAAGCACAAUAUUAGGAGUUUCUCCGCGUCCUUGUCUCCCCAUUUUAAAUCAUUCUCCUGCUUUCUUUCAUUGCCUCCAACAUGGUCAGAUUCGGUUCCGGCGAAAUAAAAGCAACCUCAGAAGAAUUAGUCACUUCCGCUGAACCCACCACUAGCGUUCAAACCAAAGUCAUCAUUGUCAAAAAGUUACUGAAUAUCGGAGAAACCCAUCCGAUUUUACCCAUACCCAUUAUCUUUCCUCGAAAGUUUCUCAAACUCCAGUUCGUUAGCACCCACCUCGACCCCCGUAGUAGGUCGGAGAAGUUGAUCACAGUUGAGGCAAAACACAGCAGUGAGUGCCCGUUGGAGGAAAUUCACGAGGCAGGCUUCAAAAUUCCCUCAGAUUUCGGUGAGAUUGGGGCCGUGAUUGUGGAGAACCACAAUGAAGAGGAGAUGUACGUGAAGCAGGUUGAGCUCAGUGGGCUGCAGCCUUCAGGUGAUCCCUUCACCAUCACCAUCUCCUGCAACUCAUGGGUCCAACCCAAGACUCUAAUUCCUGACCAAAACAGGGUCUUCUUCACCAACAAGUCAUAUUUGCCAUCCCAGACCCCGGAUGGGCUCGAGAUGUUGAGGGAAAGGGAGCUCGCCAAUCUUCGAGGCAAUGGUACUGGAGAGCGUAAAAGUUACGAUAGAAUCUAUGACUAUGAUGUUUACAAUGACCUCGGAGAUCCCGACACAAGUGAAGAUCUCAAAAGACCAAUUCUUGGUGGCCCUCAACAUCCUUAUCCGAGACGUUGCAGAACCGGUCGUCCACGUACUAAAACAGACCAAGAAUCGGAGCAACGGGCAGAAAGGGUAAUAUAUGUCCCACGAGAUGAGGCAUUCUCUGAAUUAAAGUUCGGAACCACGGCGUUGUCUGCAUUACAUAUCUUUUUACGGGAUUUCGUUGAACACUUUGAUCAAAACUCUGGAUUCCCCAACUUCACGGCAAUCGAUGAACUUUUCAACCUUCAAGGCUUAAAACUAAAAAUACCCCUUCAAUAUACCCCCAUACCCGGUCUGAAUGACCUUGUGCCUUUGUUAAUCGAAUUCCUCCAUGAAAACCAAGAAUAUUUGUUACACUUUCAAAUUCCUGAACCCAUGAAAAGAGACAAGUUCUUUUGGUUAAGAGAUAAAGAAUUCGCGAGGCAAACUCUCGCUGGUUCUAACCCAAGCGUCAUACAGUUGGUCAAGGAAUGGCCAAUUAGGAGCCAACUCGACCCGGAAAUCUAUGGUUGUCCUGAAUCAGCAUUCAAUACCCAUAUGAUUAAUCAACAAAUUGGGGGCUCCAUAACCGUUGGAGAGGCCAUUCAGAAGAAAAAGCUUUUUGUAUUGGAUUACCAUGACUUGUUGCUGCCAUAUGUGCAAAAGGUGAGAGCCCUUAAAGGAGCAACAUUGUAUGGAUCGAGGACAUUGUUUUUUUUAAAUGAAGACGAGACACUUAGACCGCUAGCUAUAGAGCUUACUCGCCCACCCAUGGACGAGAAAUCAUCGCAGUGGAAGAGAGUUUAUGGACCCAGCGAGAACGCCACUAGUCUAUGGCUUUGGAGAUUUGCCAAAGCACAUGUUCUUGCCCACGAUGCUGGUUAUCAUCAACUCGUCAGCCAUUGGUUAAAAACUCACUGCGCCGUGGAGCCUUAUGCCAUAGCCACAAACCGACAAUUGAGUGCAAUGCAUCCUAUCUAUAGACUUCUACAUCCUCAUUUUAGGUACACUCUUGAGAUCAACGCAGAAGGUCGUCAACUUAUUGCGAAUGCUGGUGGGAUAAUCGAGACCACAUUCUCACCGCUAAAAUAUUCCAUGGAGUUGAGUUCUGCGGCCUAUGAUCUUCAAUGGCAGUUUGACUUACAGGCCCUGCCAGCCGACCUAAUUCAUAGAGGACUUGCGGAGGAGGACCCAACAGCUCGACACGGUUUGAAAUUGCACAUCAAAGACUAUCCUUAUGCUAAUGACGGUCUGAUUUUGUGGGAUGCUCUGAAACAAUGGGUGACAGAGUACGUGAACCAUUACUAUCCAGACCAAUAUAGGGUAAUAUCUGACAAAGAACUCCAAGCAUGGUGGAGUGAGAUUAGAAAUGUGGGCCACGGGGACAAACAAGAGGAGCCAUGGUGGCCACUCCUCAACACUCCCCAAGAUCUUAUAGAUAUAGUCACAAACAUGGCGUGGGUUGCAUCUGCUUACCAUGCAGCCGUCAACUUUGGGCAAUAUGCUUAUGCAGGCUAUUUUCCCAACAAGCCCAGCAUAGUAAGAACCAACAUGCCCACCGAAGAUAAUAUCGACUCUGCACUUUGGAAAAGUUUCUAUGAGAAGCCAGACGAGAUGCUUCUCAAUGCCCUCCCCACGCAAUAUCAAGCCACCAAGGUGAUGGCGGUGACGAAUCUGUUGUCGGCUCACUCUCCAGAUGAGGAGUAUCUUGGCAAAAACAUGGAGCCAUCGUGGGGCGAUGAUCAUGUAAUAAAGGAAGCAUUUGAAAGGUUCAGUAGGAAGAUGAAGGAUUUGGAGUUGAUAAUUGAUGAUAGGAAUGCUGAUCACAACUUGAAGAAUAGGACUGGAGCGGGAGUCACUCCCUAUGAGCUUUUGAAGCCAUUUUCAGGAUGUGGGGUCACUGGAAAGGGAGUUCCAUACAGUGUUUCUAUUUGAGAGUUGAGACCCAUUGAAGCCGAGCAUCAAGAUCAUAUAUAUGUAUUACACAUUAAGUGGUGAUAUAUAUAUAUACACUAUGAAAUAAAUAAUGAUCCUAUUCCUAUUUCCUAGGUAUAUCGUUGGAAUUUAUUAAUCUGUUUACAGUCAAGCACAA
Momordica charantia (bitter melon) is the source of this 2834-nucleotide messenger RNA. RefSeq names its product linoleate 13S-lipoxygenase 2-1, chloroplastic. The record is from RefSeq and is a predicted model, not a curated record. Gene Ontology annotation, molecular function: oxidoreductase activity, acting on single donors with incorporation of molecular oxygen, incorporation of two atoms of oxygen; metal ion binding; protein binding. NCBI's taxonomy places the organism in Eukaryota, Viridiplantae, Streptophyta, Magnoliopsida, Cucurbitales, Cucurbitaceae. Gene Ontology annotation, biological process: lipid oxidation.